UCCAAGCUUUCUGGAGGAGAAGAAACAUUUUACUGAGACAAGCUGACAGCUGAGAUUUGGAGAUCUCACCUAAAAAAAACCUACGAUAGCAAAUAUAUAUAUAUAUAGCUCAAGGAUUUUGAUCAGUUUGUUAGUGCAGGAGAGCCACCUGAGCUGAAAAAUGCAAGCUGUUCGACAGUGUUCUGCUUGUGCCAGACGUGCUGCUGGAGGGUUUCAGCACAACCAACCAGAAAAUCCACUGCUGAGGAGAAGAGCGGCCUGCCUGCGCUCCCUCAGCAGCUCUGAGAGCAGGAGGCCCCGAGUCCAGAAGCCUGGAGAUCUGACGAACCCUGCACACAUGAGUUUAGCUUCUUUGAGUGUUGGCCACGGCCUUUGGCAAGUGGAGGAUCUCUCACACAACUCGUUGCUCAGGAAAGCCGCCUCGGUGCUGACAGACAGCUCGAGCACCUUCCUCUCUCAGGCCACCUUGGCCCUCACUGACGCCCUGACGGACUAUUCAAAGGCUGUGCACUCACGCAUCGCCUUCCAAAGAAAAUACCUGGCCUCGCUGGGGAAGAUGAGCCAAGCGGAGGAGGAAUCACUGCAGCAGGCCAUCUGCGACUGGCGUGCAGAGGCUGCUGAGAGACUGGAUGAAUGCAAACACUACGAAUCAACCUGGACCAACGCCAUCAACCUGUCUAAGAUGGCAGCGGAGGCGGCAUACACCUCAGGAGCCCACCAGGCGUCCAUCUUGGUCCGGACGAACGUUCAGGUGGCUCAGUCGCAGGUGGAGGACGCGAAGAAGCUGUCAGCGGAGGCCGACAAGAAGCUGGCUGAAACCAAGGCGGAGGAGAUCCAGAGGAUGGCGGAGUACACCGCUUUUCUAGAGGAAGGCGGCGAGCACGAGGUGCACGAGGCUUAUCUGAGAGAGGACUGAGACAAACCGCAUCAAAGUGCGAUUGAUUUUCUGUGGAAAACUUUGGCCUACUCACAGGGGUUGUUUUGAGCCGGUAGCAAUCCAUAAACUCCACACACACACACACACACACACACACACACACACACACACACACACACACAC
Molecule: messenger RNA, 1060 nt
Organism: Austrofundulus limnaeus
Lineage: Eukaryota; Metazoa; Chordata; Actinopteri; Cyprinodontiformes; Rivulidae
Product: diablo homolog, mitochondrial
Exons: 6
Coding region: 161-916 (251 amino acids)
Biological process (GO): intrinsic apoptotic signaling pathway in response to oxidative stress; neuron apoptotic process
Cellular component (GO): mitochondrion
Source: RefSeq, a predicted model, not a curated record